AUGCAAGUUAAAGCUCUUGUCGCUCUCGUCGCUUUCUUUGGACUCGUGCUGCUUCUCCAGUCGAGCGUGCUCCCCCGUCGAGCAUCAAGCCGCCCCCAAAGCCGACUGGGUCGCAUCUACCUCCCAAGCCUACUUUCUCUCACAAGCCUCCCCACCACCUCACUCGGUUGCCGAGCGCGCUGCUCCCAGCGUCAAACCCCCGCCGUUCUCUCACCCAGCCUCGCUUCCUCCGAAGCCUACGUUCUCUCUUCCACCCAAGCCGACUUCUCCCCCAAGCCUCCCCCAGCUCACUCGUUGGAGGCUCGUGCUCCGUCGAGCCACCCUCCUCAUCAUCCUCCAAGCUCGCUUCCUCCCAAGCCAACAUUCUCGCCUCCUCCCAAACCGACUUUCUCGGGAGAGCCCCACCCACCUCCCCAUUCAUUCGAGGCCCGUGCUCCUUCGAGUGACCAUCCCAUCACCCAACCCACUCAAUCCGGCAAGCCUCACCCGCCCCCUCACUCGUUUGAGGCUCGCGCUCCAUCGAGCCAUCCCCCUCACCAUCCGAGCUCUCUUCCCCCCAAGCCCACUUUCUCUCAAAAGCCUCCCCCUCCCCCUCCUUCGUUUAGCUCUAAGCCCCCCAAACCGACCAAGUCGGCCUAG
Molecule: messenger RNA, 639 nt
Organism: Rhizoctonia solani
Lineage: Eukaryota; Fungi; Basidiomycota; Agaricomycetes; Cantharellales; Ceratobasidiaceae
Exons: 8
Coding region: 1-639 (212 amino acids)
Source: RefSeq, a predicted model, not a curated record